Molecule: messenger RNA, 909 nt
Organism: Nelumbo nucifera (sacred lotus)
Lineage: Eukaryota; Viridiplantae; Streptophyta; Magnoliopsida; Proteales; Nelumbonaceae
Source: RefSeq, a predicted model, not a curated record
AUGGAGUUGAUUAGAAGCUCAGGAGCUCUCAGAAUCCAAAACGCCACCACCACUUUCCCUAGCUGGAAACUUUACGAAAACCCAUUUUAUUAUUCUCAACAGCAUCAAAAUCAGCAUCAACAUCAACGUCAUCAUCAACACCAUCGUUGUCGUCCCCAACUUCCACUCUCGGCUAGCAAGAUCGCCGUUUCUCUUUGGGGUCUCAGUUUCUUCAAACCUGCAGUCAUGGAUUCCGAGGUCGACAACGUUCGAGCUCAGGUUGCCGAAUUGAAAGCAGAGCUUGAAUUGGAACGCAAGGUUCGUAAGAAGGUCGAGUCCCUUAACAAGAGACUCACCAAAGAGCUCUCAGAGGAGAGGAAAGGAAGACAAGUCAUGGAACGUAUUUGCCAAGAGCUGGUGGAGGAGAUUGCAUCCGAUAAGGAGGAGAUCCGUCGGAUGAAGAGAGAGAUAGAGGAGGAGAAGAAGAUGCUGAGGGUGGCUGAGGUGUUGCGGGAAGAGAGAGUUCAAAUGAAGCUGGCUGAAGCAAAGAUUCUCUUUGAGGAAAAGUUGUUAGAGUUAUCAUCCAAAGGUGUUUCAGUUGAUACAUCAACAGCCAAAGUUGAGCUGAAGAACCACACAGGGGAGGGUGCCUUGACAGCUACCACUACUGAUUCUGUUACUAUUAAUGAUUCCAAAACCAUGGGUUUGGAUUUAUGUGGGAAUUCGAAUUCUACUGAAAAUAGCGGUGUUGUUCGUUCGACGACAAACCAUAGAAGAGCAUCACCAGAAGCAGAAAAUCCUCACAUAAAGAGAGGGAUCAAAGGGUUCGUGGAAUUUCCCAAAGUGGUUCGAGCCAUUGGCUCUAGAGGAAGGCAUCAUCUGGGUUCCAAGCUAGAAUGUCAAAGGUCUCAGCUUCGGCUUCUAUACUGA